Molecule: messenger RNA, 950 nt
Organism: Coprinopsis cinerea okayama7#130
Lineage: Eukaryota; Fungi; Basidiomycota; Agaricomycetes; Agaricales; Psathyrellaceae
Exons: 2
Coding region: 75-764 (229 amino acids)
Source: RefSeq, a predicted model, not a curated record
GCCCACUCAACGUCCCACAGAUUGCUUAGCAGGAGCGAAACGCUUAUCGCUUCUUUCAAUUUCUAGAUUCCAAUAUGGCUGAAUUCCUCUCUCGAGCAUCCAGACACAUUAACCAAGCGGCCUCCGCCGCCGCCAAGCUCACCGCCGAUAAGGCUCCAGUCGUCGCACAAAAGCUCAACGCAGCAGUCAAGUUCGCCUCGGACCAAACCCCUAUCAUCGCAGACAACGUCAGUGCAGCAGCCAAAUUUACAGCCGACAAAGCAUCCAAUGCUGCAUCUGCAGCAGCCAAGCUUGCGAGGGAGAAAGGCCCUGUCGUGGCUCACAACGUUCGCGAGGCAGCGUCCACCGCUGCCAAAUUUACCGCCGAGAAGGGUCCUCAAGCCGCCGACUUUGCUGUCCAAACCGCCAAAGAGUAUCCAAAGGUUGUCGGGGCAGCUUCAGCGAUUCUAGCAGCGAACCUUCUCGCUCCUGCCGUCUGCGUAGGUGCCCUCGGCGCGAUCGGAUUCUCACCAGCUGGCGUUGUCGGAGGCUCGAUUGCUGCGGGCGUCCAGUCGUCGGUGUACGGACCUUUCACAGCAGGUGCAUUCAGCGUCUUGCAGUCGAUGGGAGCCACAGCCGCGCCACCCGCCGUAGCGCCCAUCAUAGGCGGUGUAGCAGCCGCAGGCGCCAGCGUAGCAUCGAUGGCAUAUUCUUUGGUUAAAGGAGAGGGUUCCAGAGCAAUGGAAAAGAUAAUCAUUUGUUCAGAACAUGCCUGCGGACUGUGAUUAUCGUCUCCAUGAAGCGAUUGUUAUGUUGUAUGAACGGACAUGCUGAGACAGCUUGCACAAAGCUGCUAGUGUCCGGGUGCUGGUAACUACACACCUCAAUUCUCCAGCCAAUGUACAUAGAUGUGCCUACCUUACACUCGGUCCCAUUGCGCAACCCACAAAUUUCAUUAAACUCGACACCCC